This is a messenger RNA of Physella acuta, 3317 nucleotides long. RefSeq names its product armadillo repeat-containing protein 8. Gene Ontology annotation, molecular function: protein binding. NCBI's taxonomy places the organism in Eukaryota, Metazoa, Mollusca, Gastropoda, Physidae. The record is from RefSeq and is a predicted model, not a curated record. Gene Ontology annotation, cellular component: GID complex. Gene Ontology annotation, biological process: proteasome-mediated ubiquitin-dependent protein catabolic process.
AUUCACUAUAUUAACAUAUAGAGUAAGCUAGUCCAGUAGUAGCAGUAGUUUUUGUAGACUGAAUAGACUUUGUCUGCCUGUUUUAGUUAAAAAAUAAAUGAAAAGUCAAACAUCACUUGUGAUCGCGGAUGUUGAUAUGGAUGCGAAUCCCACAUAUAUUACCUCCAGUAUUGCAACCUUAUUGAAAGAUGCCCAAUUACCAGAAUGGUUAGAUGCUAUAAUAGCAGUAAAAAAUGAUGUGAUAGGAAGUGACAGGGAAAAGAUGUUAAGCAUCCAAUGUGGAAUAGUUCCCAGAUUAUUACAGUGGAUAGCAGAUGAAACUAUCAAUGUUGAUUUACGUACUGAAUCAGCCAUAGUCUUAGGAAGUUUAUCUAAAGGGAAUGCUGAUAUUAUUAACACACUAGUUCAGGAAAAAACAGUUCCAGUGUUACUUAAGGCUUUGACAAAUCUAAACCAACGUUAUACAGAAGCUGUGUUGAGAUGUUUGAGGUCUAUAUUCCUCGUGAACAUAGAAUCAGUUUCAUGUUUGUAUGAGGAAAAUAAAUCUGGUAGUACAUACAUUCCACAUAUACUGAGCUUAAUCAAUUGUUCUGUUGUGUGUCAAGAAUGCAUUACUACAAUCAUUGAGAAGUGUUGUUUGAACAAAGAUCAUCAAGAGUAUCUGCUAGAGAGUAAUACAUUAGGGAUUUUUGCUCCAUUGCUUACAUCAGAAUUCUACAAAGUGCAGAUGCCCACACUAAGAUGUUUUGCUAACAUGUGCUACAAAAACACUGCUGUGUGUACAGCUGUAGUUGCAGUUCCUAAUUUAGUUGAGGUGUUUGUGGAUUUGAUGGGUAGAGACAAGCCAUCUGAAAUGCAGCUGGCAUCUGCCAAAGUCCUGACUUACCUCCACAGGGGUGGUGCAAUAGAAGCAACAGACUGUGUCAUUAGCAGGAAGACUCUAGGAACUCUAGUGCGAAUGUGUAAAAGGGACAGACCUUUAGAGGAGAAUGUAAAAGGUGCAGAGACUCUAGCAUAUCUUGUGGAGGUGGAUCCAGAUCUGCAGAUGAUAGCUAGCAAUACAGACCAUCUGAUUAGCACUCUUUCUAACUACCUUCAUUACAAAGAUGUGAAAAAGAUUUCUUCCGUAGACAAAAAGGAGGUGGACUGGGGCAGUGAAAUGAGGAGAGCUGCAUUUUUAGCAUUUGCUGCUAUUAGUGCCAAUGAUGAAGAAAUUAGAGAUAAGGUGAUUAAAAGAGAGGGGAUGAUAGAGCAAAUAAUGACAUGCAUGGGCAGCUCUAACCAAGCUGAAGUAGCUGCAAGUUUGAGAUGUCUCCAGUCUCUGACUCGUUCAGUCCAUCAGAUUAGAACUGUACUGCAUGACAAUGCUGUUUGGAAACCAUUACUUACUAUGUUGCAGUCAACCAACCAUGAAAUUAUGGUGCUUGCCAUGACCUGCCUAUGUAACCUGGUUUUGGAGUUUAGCCCCAGCAAAGAGCUUACACCAGAAAGACGAUGGGAUGACAUGGAUGGGUGGCGGCUACUUCUACAAGGUGCUGCAGUGGAUCUCCUUAGUGAAUACUGCCAUAGCCCAGAUAACACAAUUAGACUCAAUGCUAUUUGGGCUAUUAUGUCAUUGACUUAUUGCUCAACUGAAAACUUGCGGUCUAGAGUGAUUGAAACCAUGAGCACAGAGUGUAUCAUCAAGAGGAUUGAGGAUCCAGUGAUGAUCAUCAGACAGAAAGCUUUGGCAGUUGUUCGUAAUCUUUUAACUACAGUCCAUGAUGGAGAAGAAAGGGACAGCACAUCUCAGAGGGCUCGUAAUGAACGUAGAAAUGGUGACAAGACAAUAAUUGACAGAAUGGUGAAGGCCCUGGGGAGUGAAGUCAUUGAUGCCGUCUUUAGGACAAUAAGAAACCCAACACUGCCUGUUUAUGUCCUGGAGCAGGCUCUUUGUGCAUUGAGUAACAUGGCAGAUGGUCCUUCAUGCAAAGCACAUAUUAUUGGAAAAACAGAGGACUUAAAACAUGUUAUCAAAUAUCUGGAUAGCAAGUCUUGUCCUGAGCAACAUCAGUGUUUAAGUUUACAACUUCCUGUCAUUCAGUUUAUCUCCAACCUCAUUGAUACCUCAGAAGAUGAGUCUCCUUGUUUCCCCCAUGCAGGUGCCUACCAGCGCAAAGUUGUGCUCAAAAACCUGGGAGUCCAGCAGAUCUUGGAGGACAUGCUCACUAAAUGGGACAAGUCUGAGAGCAGCAUCAACAGCCCCCUGAUUCACAGCCUCAAUGAUACUCUCAAAUGUCUGUUGACAUAACACAGUCAUCAGUUGAUUGAUGGUGGCUAUAGAUUAGAAAAUAAAUUGAAUGCGAGUCCAAGCUAAUAUAAAGAUCAUUUAUUAUUUUAAAAUAUAAUUUGUACCCAGCUGUUAGAGAAACAGAUCAUAAAUUGAAAUGAAAAUCUAGUAAGAUUUUACUAAUAGAAAUAAAUUAGAACUCUGAAUAGAUGCAUGUAUCUGACAAAAGCUAAACAACAUGCAGACUUAAAUUUUUUACUUGGAUCUCAUACUCAGUAUGUACUGUGGUUUAAAUUUUUUGUUUUCUAAUUGUAAAUAUUAAUUAUCAAUGGUUUAUUGUAAGUUAUCAACUGUUGUUUGUUAUUAUUUGGACUGGUAUAACACACUAAUGAAUGUGUCAGUUAUAUCAUAGCAUUAGAUUUGUAGUGUGUACAUUUUAUUAAGGCAGUUUUGUAGCUAUAAGUUGGUAUUUUUCAAUUUAGAGCUUACAGAUUUCAAAGAUUCUAGAUACAUAGUGACUGAAAAUUGUAUUACAACAGUUAAAACUUGAUUGGGCUAUUUAUAUUUAAAGAUUAUGUGUAGUUACAAAUGUCAUUAAUUAGAGUUGCUAAUGGAAUCAAUGACUGGGAUAAAGUGAGUGAUUAUUGAUAUAAUGAAAGUGUUUGAGUACCCAAACUGGAAUGUUGAAAGAAUCAUGCAUCAAAUUUCUCAUUGUGAAUUAUAAGAAAUUUAAAUUUGAAAAAAAAACUUUAGUCCAGAGUUUAUGUAUCAAUUUUAUAAUUUAUCUUUCUUGUAUAUCAAAUAUAUUUCAAAUUUUUUUAUAAUGCAAUGGUUUUUGUUACUGUGUAAACAUACCCCCAGAAUUUUUUCACUAGUCUAACUUUUUAAAUGAUGCUAAGGGUGAUCAACACAGUUUAUUUUGUGAUAAGGUUGCCACUGUUUAAAUACUAUUAAAUACAUAAAUAAUUAGAAGAUUAGCAAAUAAGAUGAUUAGCAAUGUUCAAUGUAAUUUGUUUACAUAAUUAAAUAUUCCUCUUCUAACAAAAAC